Messenger RNA from Magallana angulata, 914 nucleotides. RefSeq lists its product as uncharacterized. Bases 58 to 819 code for a protein of 253 amino acids. The record is from RefSeq and is a predicted model, not a curated record. Lineage: Eukaryota; Metazoa; Mollusca; Bivalvia; Ostreida; Ostreidae. The transcript is spliced from 5 exons.
UAGAUAAGAUGCACGUAUACUAAGUUCAGGACAUUGUUCCGGGGAACAGUAAAGAAGAUGGAGACGGCGCUUUGCAUUUUUAUGCUUUUUUUGGCGGGGGUGUCGGCAAACAUCACCGGGCAACACGUGACCACCGGGGAGUGUGUAUGUGUGACGGGAACCAACGUGAACGCCCGCACGUCAGCCAGCCUGUCUGCGUCAGUUGGGGCCGUUCUGAAUACGGGGGACUGCUUCAAGAUCCACGGCGGUAUCCUUACCCAUGACGGAUAUACCUGGUACCAACUCAGCCACGUGUCUGGGACACAGAACCUGUGGGUAGCAGGAACACUUUUGAACAAAGCGGCGGCCUCCUCCUGCUCGGGUGGGUCAUCGGGGUCAUGUACAGCCACCGCCAAGAGCCUCGCCUGUCAACUCUUGCAGAUGCACAACUCUGGGAAAGUUCAUCUCUGGGACCGCCAUCCUUCCGGCGUCCAUGACAACGCCUACGCUCUGAACAACAUCAGGGACACUUGUAAUGGCCACCAAGCUUCACGAUCACAUUACACUUGUUCUGAGUGCCGCAGCCCUGGUGCCCCCGGUGGUCACGUGUGCCUGAGUGAGACUCUGCUCCGUUAUCUGGUGGACCUUGGUACACACGGAUACAUCCAUAUAAAUGAGAUCGCGGGGGCGUGUCAUUCCUGCCACUCCUACCACUACAGGGGCACUGCCGUGGACAUCGACCCAGGCUCGAGGAAACACGAACUCAUCAGCAAGUGUAGCUCCAUGGGCGGCUGGCCCAACGACGAGAUCAACCACAUUCACUGUCAAUUCAACCAUUAAAUAAACUUUCAAUUUAUUAAUUCAAUAAAAAUCCAAUAUGAAUCUAAUCAAUGUUCAAUACGUCAAUUUAACAAUAAAUCAAAAUGAUAUAAUUC